GCUGGAGCAGCUCCGUUCAGUUGUUUACCGCGCCUCAAGCCACACACACGCAACGAGCGCUGACAAACCGGAAACUCGGGGAACCCGUGAACUGUGUCCCGUGACCCGUGAACUGCUACCCGUGACUCUGGGAAAUCGCUAGCCGUGACUCGUGUUCGGCCCGCUCGGCUGUCUUUCGUAUCUCGUAUCUGGCGUCUCAAUCGGAAUCGGAAUUGGAAUUGGAAUCGCGUCAUUGGAGUGACUGAUUUUGCGAGUUGCUUGUGCUGGAGUGUCGAAGUGUGGGGAUGAGUGCUCCUUACGUAGCGUAAGGGCUGUUACGUAAGCCAAGGACCUGCUCGCCCCGCGGAAAAGGACACAAACGCAACGCGCUCGAAUGCGUUACGUUGCGCAUGAGAUGGCGGCACGCAGUUCGCGCUACAUUUACUUCGACCACGGCCAUCGAAUCUAGUCCGCUCAUAGGAAAAGUUAUAAGUAAUUCGAGAGCCCCACAAAUUGCGCAUGAAAUGUUGGUGGAAUACUUUAUGGCGCUGCUCGUGAUCAUGGGAUUAACCGCUCCACUCGACAAGCAGAGCCGGCGCAGCAGCCAAUACUUCGGCCACCUGGCCGCCGCCGAGGAAUUGUCCAACUUGAUACCAGAUAAUUACGAUGCCAUCGAUCCGGUGUUUGACAACUCCACAAAUCGUGAGAUUAUUGCCGCUUUGGGCACCACCGCCCGUCUCCACUGCCGUGUGCGCCACCUGGGCGACCGGGCGGUGUCCUGGAUACGGCAAAGGGAUCUCCACAUCCUGACCAUCGGCAUCAUGACCUACACGAACGAUCAGCGCUUUCUGGCGCGGCACAUCGACAACUCCGACGAGUGGGUGCUCAAGAUAGUUUCGGUGCAGCAGAGGGAUGCAGGCGUCUAUGAGUGCCAGGUGUCCACGGAGCCCAAGAUCAGUCUGGCCUACAAGCUGGUCGUCGUGACCUCCAAGGCGCAGAUCCUGGCCAACCGCGAGCUGUUCAUCCAGAGUGGCAGCGACAUCAAUCUGACGUGCAUCGCACCCCAGGCACCAGGACCCUACACGCACAUGCUGUGGCACAAGGACACGGAGCUGGUGAGCGACUCGGCGCGGGGGGGCAUCCGCGUGGAGUCCGAGCAGCAGAUGAAGACCAGCAACCUGGUGAUAUCGCGUGUCCAGCACACGGACUCGGGCAACUACACCUGCUCCGCGGACAACUCGAAUUCUGACAGCGUCUUUGUGCAUAUCAUUAAGAGUGAGCAGCACGCGGCCAUGCAGCACGAGCUGGGCUCGAGGCUGGUCCUGCCCCCACUGCCCCUGCUGCUCCUGGCGGUCCUGCUGGUCGUCCUGCUGGGCCCCACCUCCAGCCUCCAGCCACGCACCCCGCUCUCAACCCGCUAAGCCGAGCCAAAGACGAGCGGCAACUUAUGUUCGAUGUCUGGAGCCAUGGGAGCCCUGUUAGUCCUGGUAGCCGGUCAUCAUCUCGUUACAGGCCACGCCCCCACGUCCCAGUAACCGCCCACAUUGGAGGAGCCCGGUGGAAAUUGCUGGAUGCGGAGGUUAACGACGUCGAUGUCGCGUUGUCUUGUAAAUAUGUAAAUUGAGUUUUUGUUUACGUUUGUGUUUGUGUUUUGUGGCUCAGUCUCUAAGUAUUUUUAUACGUAAUUAAGUAAAUAGGUCGAGAGAGCAUAUGUGCUGGCUAGGCUAAAUAUAGUCAAUCUUGGCUAUGUGGCAAAUAAGACAGAUACAUUUUGCUCACACACGAUCGCGCAUACCUAGAGAUACUAAAAACGAGCAAUCGAAUCCGAAUCGAAUCGAAUCCGUAACGAAUGUAAAUAAAUGUUUAAUCUUAAUAAUA
Drosophila simulans is the source of this 1857-nucleotide messenger RNA. RefSeq names its product zwei Ig domain protein zig-8 (gene dpr5). Gene Ontology annotation, cellular component: neuron projection membrane. The record is from RefSeq and is a predicted model, not a curated record. The transcript has 6 exons. Gene Ontology annotation, biological process: synapse organization. Lineage: Eukaryota; Metazoa; Arthropoda; Insecta; Diptera; Drosophilidae. Bases 390 to 1400 code for a protein of 336 amino acids.